Onthophagus taurus is the source of this 1549-nucleotide messenger RNA. RefSeq names its product TBC1 domain family member 22 (gene Tbc1d22). Gene Ontology annotation, molecular function: GTPase activator activity. Lineage: Eukaryota; Metazoa; Arthropoda; Insecta; Coleoptera; Scarabaeidae. Gene Ontology annotation, biological process: activation of GTPase activity. The record is from RefSeq and is a predicted model, not a curated record.
ACAGCAAGUGUCGGAGCGUACAUUUCGAUACGUCAACAAUUGCUAAACAUAACCUCACGUCGAAAAAAUCGGCAGUUUAAAAAAAUGGGAAAAAGAAACUCGAAAUCAUUAUAAAAGAAUGGACGGUGGAAGACACCCGGAGGAUAGAAGCUCCUUUUGGAAGAAGAAUAGCAAAACCGUCCCUGGCAGGCCCAGCCCAAAAAAGGAUGUUAAAAAUACCCAUAAAAUGAGGAGCGCCGGGUCUACGUCUUUCCAAGAUUUCCAAGCAUCAGUUAGUGAUGCUUGGGAUAUGGACGAUGAUGAAUUUUGUAUUAUAUCAGGCACAGAAAAUAUGAAGAUAUCAAAAAAAGUAUCCGAGGCAGCUGCAUUAAAUGUUUUAAAUCGUCAUCGUAGAUUAGAAAAUAUAUUACCAACAACAAGUAAUCAAAGCGGAGAUUAUACGAUUGAUUUAACAGAAAAUGACCAUUUUAAACAAAAAUUUCCUGGCCGGCCACAACCUUUAAAAGGAUCGGGUGUAAAUAGUCACGAAGAUUGCGAAUCGAAAUUAGAACGUUUUGAAGUAUUGUUGGCGGGAUCGCCGAGUUUAAGCGAAUUAUGUCAAUUAAGUUGGUCGGGGAUUCCGUUGAAAGUUAGGGCGAUAACGUGGAGAUUAUUAUCGGGAUAUUUACCAGUGAAUUUGGAGCGACGUCAAGAUGUUUUAGAUCGUAAAAGGAAGGAUUAUUGGAGUUUUGUAAAGCAGUAUUAUGAUACGGAACGGGACGAGUCAUACCAAGAUACUUAUCACCAAAUACAUAUUGAUGUGCCAAGGAUGAAUCCGAGUAUACCAUUGUUUCAACAAGAUACUGUACAGAAAAUGUUUGAAAGGAUUUUGUUUAUUUGGGCGAUUCGACAUCCAGCGUCGGGUUACGUACAAGGAAUAAAUGAUUUGGUUACGCCGUUUUAUGUAGUUUUUUUACAAGAAAUUUUACCUGAUGGGGAAACGUUUGAAACGUGUAACGUUGAUAAAUUGACGGAAGAUCAAAGAGGUAUCAUCGAAGCGGAUUCCUUUUGGUGUCUAUCAAAGUUCUUAGACGGUAUCCAAGACAAUUACGUAUUUGCACAACUUGGGAUACAACGUAAAGUAAAUCAAUUAAAAGAACUUAUACAAAGGGUAGAUCAUACAUUGCAUAAACAUUUAAUACAGCACAACGUAGAUUAUCUUCAAUUUUCGUUUCGAUGGUUAAACAAUUUAUUAACUAGGGAAUUGCCACUGCGGUGUACAAUACGACUUUGGGACACCUAUUUGGCGGAAAGCGAUUCGUUCGCUUCCUUUCAAUUAUACGUUUGCGUUGCGUUCCUUUUGCAUUGGCGCGAACAACUUUUAACCGAAAACGACUUCCAAGGUUUAAUGAUUUUAUUACAAAAUUUACCAACGCAAACAUGGACCGGCUCACACAUCAGCUUACUCGUCGCCGAAGCCUAUCGACUCAAAGUUAUGUUUGCAGACGCGCCCAAUCAUCUUGUAAUCCAUUCGGCCAAAAGCUGAUUUCUUAGAUAGUCUCUUUUUUUU